Messenger RNA from Podarcis lilfordi (Lilford's wall lizard), 14727 nucleotides. Lineage: Eukaryota; Metazoa; Chordata; Lepidosauria; Squamata; Lacertidae. The record is from the annotation of a GenBank genome assembly.
GCACACUUCUGCAGAUGCCCUAAGAACGUAAGAGGAGUCCGGCUGCUGGAUCGGGCCCACCUAGUUAUUACAGUGGCCAACCAGAUGCCCCUUGGGGGAAGCCCGCGAGCAGGAUUCGAGCAUAUAAUAUUAUCAGGAGAGCCCGGCUGCUGGAUAAGGCCAAAGCGCUCAGCAUCAAGCCCAGCAUCCUGUCCCCACAGUGGCCAGCCACGGGGAAUCCCGCGAGCAGAACCUGAGCGCAGGAGCAGCUCUUUUCCCCGUUCUUGAUUCCCAGCAACUGGCAGCCGGAGGCAUCGCUGCCUCCUUUUUAUCGCACUCCGGUUGGAAAUCGGAGCGGGGAGGCCGGCUGAGAGACGUUGCAGCCGCGCUGCCAUAGCCUGGCAUAGUUCAGAUUUAUUUCCCCGCUAUUGCAGAUGGGCAGGCUGUGGCUGAAGGAUACUUCCUUUCACCAAACCUGCACUUUUGGCCACGCGUCACUUUUUCUCCAUAUAGCAGGCAAGCUGGGCGGUAAGGCAGAGAAGGAGAGCGGUGUGCAACGAACACUGAAAGAUACAGCGACAGGAUAAACUUGCUCUUAGCUGUUUGUGGUUGUGUGUUUUGCCCCCCUUGGAAAAGGGUCCCCGAAUAACACCGGAAACCAAGAGGUGUUCGUUCUUCUACCCUUUUUCCUAGCUCUAGGAAAACCGACGGUAGGGUGGGGGCGGGGGGGAGAGGAGAAUUGGCGGGAAAAGUCGUUAGGGAGUUGCCUUCCCUCGCUUUUUGUGCUGCUCAAUAAGCAGGUGCUCCUUUGAGUUCCUCUUUUGGCGCGCUUUUGCAUUUAGUUAUAUUUUCCCCCUCAUGAAGAGCCCCCAAAAUUUGCUAACUCAAUACUUUCCUCUGACAGGGCGAGUUUUUGAUUAUCACAGCCAGCUUAUAAUUACUAAGGGAUUCUGAAAAAACAGCCUGUAUGGUAACGUGACUCCUGAAGAGUUAAACUUUCUAUCACAUACAGUGGUACCUCGGGUUAAGUACUUAAUUCGUUCCGGAGGUCCAUUCUUAAACUGAAACUGCUCUUAACCUGAAGCACCACUUUAGCUAAUGGGGCCUCCUGCUGCUGCCGCGCCGCCGGAGCACGAUUUCUGUUCUCAUCCUGAAGCAAAGUUCUUAACCCGAGGUACUAUUUCUGGGUUAGCGGAGUCUGUAACCUGAAGCAUCUGUAACCUGAGGUACCACUGUACUAGAGUUUAGUAUGCAUGAAAAUGUCUCAGAACAGCAUAUGAUUAACUUUGGCUGUAAAUACACCAUGAUAUUGUAGCCUUUUUAAUCCAUGGGUAGGAAAAAUUGUUGCACCCGAGCAGAGACAAAAGGAACCAAAUGACACCAAGGGGUUAAUCCAGAGAAAGAGCGUUUUAUUCUGCCAUUGGGGGGGGGGGCAGAGGCACCUGUGUGAUUCAGUUCACAAAAGACAGGCCGCAGCAAAAAGCAUUUUACAUCAGGUUUUUUAUCCUGUUCUCCAAACCCCCUCCUUCCCUCUCCCCCUUCACAGAUUUUACAUAGAAAUGUUGCUUUUCGUUCUCUGGCUCUGCUCCCGGAAGUAUGUUGCAAAUCAAUGUACCAGGACAAGGUUAUCUUGGAUCUGGGAAGCGAAAAGCUUUACUGUUCUCAGCUCUAGGUUUGUUACAGCGUUUUCGUUACAGAAGAGGAAUGCUAAGCUCGUGCUUUUUGUCUUAGAGGAAAAUGCAGUUUUAAAAUGCGUACGCCGAGGCCUGGCUGGGGGGAAUUCACAAAGAGUUUUUAGGGCUUUCUGGGGUAACCCUAACUGUACCCCUUCAAUAUAACGUCUAAUAAGGCAAUAUAUUUUAUUUUAAUAGAAAACAUUGACCUAAACUGAUAUUUCCCUUUAGAUCUACCAAGCCACUAAAAUGAGUAAACGGAAGAAGGGACAAAUUCCAGGUAAUAUAAUCACACUGUUAUUUUUUGUCUUUAUAUAAGACUUCCCCCUCCUCCAAUUUUUUCAAGCUAUUUCCAUAUUGUGGUGCUUCAAGACCGGGGCUUAAUGUCACUAGCAGAUUGUGCAGAUCUGAUUUUCUGUGUACACAAAUAGCACAUGACAAUUAACACACUCAGUUCUGUGUAUUCUGGAUCCUCCCCCCAGCCACUACUCCCCUGCCCUCAACUGCCUUUUUUGUUCUGGGCAGAUGCUCAGGUGUGUCUUUACCUUUGUGCAAAUCACUCCCACCCCCAAAAUGCUAAUCUGUGCUUGGCCUAAAUUUAUCCUCAAUUUGUGGAUGUGCACAGAAGUGUCAUGGUCUCAGUUCAAUAAUACAUAGAUGAUGAGGUAGAUUGUUGCUUAUGAAAAGUUUGCAAGCUUACCUGGGAGUAAGCCAGUGUAACCAUUUGCAUAUCAAUUCCAAAAGCUGUCACAUUGACUUGGAACCUAAGCUAAGUUAACUUAAUGAAGUUCAUGGGAGAAAUGUUUCUAGAACCCGCUUCCCCCCUGAGUAAACAUGUCUAGGUUUGCAGUGUACGGUAAGUCAUGAGAGCAUGUGCUUCAAUAAAUCAAGCAGAUCCACUUAAAUUAAAUACAUUUAAACCUUGUUAUUCAGUAGCAGACUUAAAGCAUGUGCAUUGAAAUCAAUGCCUAUUGAAAUCAACAGGAUUUAAAAGUGUUCUCCUUUAGGUGAUUAAUGUAUUUUAUUAUAAAGUCAAUAUCAAUUGCUGUAUUUAUUUUGCAAAAAGGUUGAUUAAUAUUUUUUUCCCCAAAAUAAAAGAAGAGAACAAGGAACAUGGCCUAUCCAAAGCAAACAAGUGUCUUAGGAGGAAGCUUACAGAAGGGAAUGAUCCAGAAAUGCCAGUACAGAAUUUUCAUUCGGACAAUUCUUCCACAAAAGUAAUUGUAUCAGGAACAAUUCAAGAAUGUCAAAGAAAUAGCCUAGCAAACAUGAACACAGAAAAUUUGGCAACAGACCUGGAUACAAGGUAAUCAAGUUUGAUUCAAAGCAGAGUAUGAAAUGACUGAAACAUGGUUGGACUGGACAGAGAAAUCAAGGGGUGUCAACUGAUAAGAGAAAGACAACUGACUGCUCAUAUGAUUAAAUUGUGAUUGUUCUAAAGUAAGGCUUCUGGACAAAAGUUUUAUUAAGCAUGCAAAUUCACAUGGUCAGAUUAUAAUGAUGCAACUAGAGCAAUUACACCAGGACCCAUUCCUGCAAAGGGCUUCAGAUUCUGUACUUUCAGUGUGUAAAACAGUAAGUCUCUAACUGUCCUGGAAGUAAAGUUAUAAAGCAAAAUGUGCAGGCAACUUUCUAAGUGUUUUAUGUGAGAUGAGUCAGCCUGGCUGCUCCCACUUCUCAAUGUUUUUAGCCCCUAGUUGCGUACUUUGCCCUGGGAUGCGAGUGGAAGUAGCGCGCCAGCAGCACGGCAGCAGCAAGAGGCCCCAUAAGCGAAAGUGCGCCUCAUGUUAAGAACGGUUUCGGCUUAAGAACGGACCUCUGGAACAAAUUAAGUUUGUAACUGGAGGUACCACUGUAAUGUAAACCUUUUUGAUAACCAACAAAAAUAUCACAAAAUACCAAACAAACUUUCAAGCUGCCCUGCAUGUUUAGAUUUCAGGUAAGAUUUCAGUUUUAAAAAAUAAUGGAGGAGAAUAAUGUCCAUUUAAUAAGCGCCCAGCAAAGUCUCUUCAUUAGAAGAUCUAAUGCCAUCUUCCUUCAAGUUCUAGGAUCCCUUUCUUUGACAAAGUCCCCAUGAUAUUUUUGUAAGGAAGCUGGUAAAAUGUGGGUUGAAUGAGGUAACUGUUAUGUGGAUUUGUAGCUGGUUAACUGACCGAACUCAAACUGCUCUUAAUGGUUCCUCGUCAUCUUGGGAAAAAGUGACAAGUGAGGUAAAGCAGGGUUCUUUCCUGAGCAUGUUGUUAAAUGUAUUUAUAAACGACUUGAACAAAGGAAUUGUGAGGGUACCCAUCAAAUUUGCAGAUGACACCAAACUGGGAGGGGUAGCUAAUGCCACAGAAGACAGAAUCAGGAUUCAAAACAAUCUUAACAGACUAGGGAGCUGAGCCCAAACUAACAAAAUGAAUUUUAAUAGGGACAAAUGUAUGGUUCUGUGCUUAGGAAGGAAGAACCAGCUGUACAAAUAUAAGACAGUGGACACCUGGCUUACUAGUAGUACAUAUGAAAAGGAUCUGGGGUCUUAGUGGACCACAAGUUUAACAUGAGUCAACAGUGUGAUGCAGCAGCAAAAAAACCCUCAUGCUAUUCUAAGCUGCAUCAACAGAAGUCUAGUGUCCCAAACAAGAGAAGUAAUAGUACCACUCUAUUCUGCCUUGGGCAGACCACAUCUGGAAUACUGUGUCCUGUUCUGAGCACCACAGUUUAAGAAUGAUAUUGACAAACUAGAAGGUGUACAGAGAAGAGCAACCAUGAUGAUCAGUGGUCUGGAAACCAAACCUUAUGAGGAAUGGUUGAAGGAGCUGGGUAUGUUUAGCCUGGAAAAGAGGAGACUGAGAGGAGAUAUGAUAGCCAUUUCCAAAUAUCUUAAGGGCUGUCACAUGGAAGAUGGAGCAUGUUUGUUUUGUCUUGCUCUGGAGGGCAUUUUGCAAAUAGAAUAAACAUCCUGGGAUUUUCAAACAUACUGGAAUUUCCUAUUUACUGUAUUUCUAUUACUAAUUUGCCUUUCCUAAACUUGAAUGUACAUAUAUUUGUUGUCUUUUAACAGCAAGGCUUCAUUUGAGAGGAAAGAGCAAGAUAAUAUGAAGGUUUCUGUACCUCUGUCUCAGGUAAAUUCCGUCUCAAGUAACAUUAGCAGUAUAUUUAACUGUAGGGUAGCUUUUAGUAAUUUCUUGGUUAGGUAAAGUAAACUUACAAAGUAUAGCUGAAUAGACUUCCUUUGUGUUCCUUAUGUGGACAUACUGCUUGAACAAAUCCAAAUCCUUGAUCAAAUCCAAAUCCUUGCAGUCUGUAUCCUUGCAAGAAAGGACAUCAGAUGUGACUGAUAUGCAGCAAGAUUUACCUGGUAGAUAUUGGGUAAUUGACCGACACCUUGUAUGCAUCUUAAGCAUUGUAUCAGGCAGUUUGUUAAGGCUACAAGGGAAUAAACCCCAUUGAACCCAAUAGCCUUACUUCUUUGGUUUGCUCUGUGCAUAGGUUUGCUCUGUGUAGAGAGGAUGAUUCACUAAACCUCCUUACACAUUCUUUCAAUGUGAUGUCACAGGAUUGCAGUGGCUAGCUUCUACCAACUUACUAGCUGGGCAUUCAACAGCCAGAAGAAGAGACCACAAACAUGCACAGAUAUAUACACCUAUUGCUCCUCCAUGCAUAUAUUUCUACGCGUGUGUAGACCCUUCAUAUAGUCCCUUCAGCCUCCUUAUGUAUUGAAAGACUGUAUGAGACAGUCCAAAUGGACUUUCUCCCCUCAUAAGAUCUUCAAAAUAUGUGAGCUAAUCCACAUGGCUGCAAUGCAAGAAUCUGUGAGUUUGUUGAUCAUGUGUUGUUGUUUUGGCUAAUAGCCAAUAAUAUUUCACCUUUAAAAAUGUAUACUGGCAGUGAUUAUAUUGCAUACUUCUGUUUGUCAUGGCUGAAACACCUAGGAAAAUGAACUUAAAAGCUUUUUUAAAAAUCCAAUGAAGAGUUGCUGUGAUUAGGGAAAAGGGCAAGGCUCUUCCACAUUCUCUGCUUCUACAGUGUAUCAACCUACCAGUGCUGGAACAAGUACCAUGGUGGCAGUGAGCGAAAUGAAAGUCACUCUCUUUAGUCACAGAAAAUAAUUUGUACAGAUGGCGAACAUUUUGUGUGCAACCUAUUGAUGUAUAGCUAGGCCUGCAUCAGGAUUUGAAAAGUUGCUUAGAAUUUCAAACAAUGAGAAGUACAAUGCAAACCCAAACCACCAGUGGGCACUCAAAGCCAGAGAGAAAUGAAACCAGGGCAACAAGCCAAGAUGCUUUUGCUUGCACAGCUGGCUCAGUCCUGACCUAAAUACAUCUUCAGCAAUGGUCUGUCUAGCUUUUUCUUGAAAACUGUUAUAGCCAGAAGCCAGAAGAGCAGCCUGUGUCGUUCCGCACAACCUUCCUUUGAAUUCAUAAACUUUAUUGCUGUGUGCAGAUUAAGACCAAGGGUUGCCCCUUGUACAUUUUCCCCUAGUGGAGUUGUAGAGCACAUACUCUGAGAACAGAAGGCCUCAGGUUUGAACCCCAGCAUCUCUAGUUAAAAACGUUGAGUAGUCAUGCGUGAAGAUGUCAAAGACCUCUGCCCUGGAUAGCAACUUCCAGCCAGAGUAGACAAUACUGACCUGGUAUUAAGAAACGCCCUGAACUCCUAACGCCACCCCACCUCUUUAUUGGGCCAAAGAGAACCCAGGAGUCCUGACUCCUGGCCACCAGUUACCUGCUUCGAAAAAACCACUCAGUUUACUCCCUUGCGGAAAACAUUAAGUUAAGCACUCCCUUUGGGCAACAGCUUCCUUCCUUCCUUCCCUUUAUAUUAAAUAUUUGCAGAGCCAUAGCUGUGGGGGGCUAGCUGGUUUUUUUGCCCUGGGUGAAGCCUCCAGAGGGGCACCAUUAAAGCUCAAAACCUCUCUCUCUCUCUGUGUAUGCAAAUGCACAUGGGGGGACGCCAAACUGGGUCUUUGACCCGGGUGAAAUAAAACCUGUUUGUAUUUUUAACAGUUAGUUUGGCUGUGGGGGGUGGGGGUGGAGAGGAAUCCCCCUGCCAGGAAAAGUUCUGAGACAAAGGGAACUUGGACUGCCAGCAACUGGGCAAUCACAUGCGGGAUGAUUCCUGCCAUGCUUGGCUCUAAGAGGCACUGGUGCACUGGUGCUUCACUGUAGUGGGUCUCCGGAAGACAGUGUUUUCCUGCGGAAAUGUGGACACAAUGAUGUAGGACCACUUAAGGCCAGCCCAAGACAUCUUGAUGCCCAGGGUGGGAAAGGAAAUUGGCACCUGCUAAUUAAAGCAGGGUAUAACCCACCAGGUACAGCUGCGAACUAUGUGGCCCCUCAGGUGCCUGGGCACCCACAAAUUUAAAAUGGAGGUGUGCCCCCCCAAGAUUCCACUCGGUGGUGUGUGCACACCAUGGUGAUGUUGGCAUGCCCUGGGCACCCACUGUGGAGGGGGCAAGGUGGCAUGCCUGCCACCAGGAAAGUCACCUACUGAAGCCCAGCUGGGGGGGGAAAGACACCCCCCCCGAUCCUUUCAUUGGGAGAAGUGCAAGAUUGCCAAAGGUAUUUUGCUGCCUGAGGCCAAGGUCAAGAUGGUGGCCCUUUACUUUCCAUUAGGUGCUAAAAUCUCUACAUGUAAACACAUAAUCCAUCAAUAUGAUCAAAUUCAGAUCAUUUUUCUUUUCUUUUUUUCAGUGCAGAAUGUUUUUUUCUUAAAUGUGGGGUAUACUUAAGAACUUAUUGUAUUUGCAUUUUAACCGUUAUAGUAAAUUACUGUUGUUCUUUCACUUUUGUGGAAUUAUUUGUUGCUCACAACGUCUUUUAGUUGACAGUAAAAUAAAUUUGAACUUCUGGUGCGUCUCAUUUUGAGUGAAACUACUACCAAUACUUGUUCAAUAAUUCUAAUAAUUUGAAUCUUAAGUUCCUCUGAGUGGAACCCCACUUGCAGAUAUGAUACUUCCAUGGAGUACCUUGAAGAUACUAUUUGACAAUUCCCUCCGGCAGCCCUCUGUGCCCUUAAGAUCUGCUCUGGAGGGUUGGGCAUCCUCCCAGAGCAGCAAGGAAGGUGACACGGGGAGCUGCAAGGGGAGCAAGAAAUCAGUGAAAAUUGUUUUCUGCCUGUGGGAACCUCUGUUGGAUCACAAUGCCUUGCUUUCAGGAUCCAGCUGAUGAGGUUUUGUCCAAUUUUAUUCCUGUACAAAAUCCUCAGAAAUUUAGGGCAGUCUCAGUAGGUCAAAAAUAAUUUUCUUUGUUGAGCCUGAUAAAUCCAAUCUCUUGAUGCCUUUUUGCUUAAUUUUGGAAGUUGCUGAGGAUAGGAUACUCUUAUUGUUAUUUUUAUUCUUACUCUUAUUGUUGGUUGUAGGGAGGAAAGUUGGUACCAAAGUUUACGAAGCCAAGAAAAACAAUGACUGAAAAAAAGGAAGGAAAUUUUGGAGGAGCUGUAACAACUGGGACAGAAAAGGUACAACAAGCCCUUCCUCCUUAUCUAUAUAAUGUAAUGUAUACCCUUGUGAUUUAGAGAAGUGUUUCCUUAUGGCUGGACAUGGGGAAAACACUUUCGUUUUUGUACUGAUAAUUAAAGACAAACUGCACUCUUCUAGUUCAAAUUAAGCACACUGAAAAUUUCCAGAGGGCUUUUAAUGAUUCGUUUUAAUCAAGAUAUACUGACAUGUUAUUUAAGGAUACUGUUAGCUGUGCUGUUUUAUUUGUAUAUACUAUGGUUUUUAUAUUUGAUUUUAAUAAUAAUAAUAAUAGUAAUAAUAAUUAUAAUAAUAAUAAUUCUAAGUGACAUUCCCUAAGAGGCAGUUCAUAAAUAAAUAAAUAGUUUUAAUGGAGUAAUCCCCCCCCCCAAAUGAAAAACUCACGUUUUAGUUUGUCUUUCAGCUAAGGCACCUGCACACUCUCAAGCAUAUUAAGGACACUAGCUUUGGCAAGACAGGUGGGUCUAGCAGCACCCCCACACUGCAAAGUUGCUUCUUUAGAGGGAGCACAAGCCCAUCUAGGAAUUUAAAGAGUUCCACUGUGUAUACUCCACAAUUCACUGUUUAAACUAGUAAGCCAAGGGCAGAUAAAAAUAGAGUAUUCUUUGGUGGAAGAUGAUAACUUGUGCAGAACUGCAUAUUCACACAUUAAGUUGCCUGUAUACUUAGAUAAUCUUUGGUGUCCCUGCUCCCUUCUUCCAAUAAGGUUAGGCAAAGGGCAAAUGAAGAAAGGGCCUUCUCAAUUGGGUCAACUUGCUUAUGGAAUGCUCUCCUCAGGGAGGAUUGCCUGACACGUACUCUAAUGUCUUUUCAGCACCAUGCAAUUACUUAAAAAACAAAUAUCUUAAGACUUUUUACCUGAACGGGCUUUUCUGCUGUUGAAUAUGCCUUUCAUUAUGUCAGCUGUUAUUAUUUUGAUUGUUUCAGUAUUACUGUAAGCAAACUUGGAAGUUCGCUUGCUUGUUAUAAGCUGUAAAAAGAUUGUAAAGGCACUCAGAAUCUGAAGGGGCAGUAUACUGAUGGUUAAAUACAUAGAAAUGCACUAUUAAAUGGGAACUGGCAGCCAUAGUCAGAAAAUGCUAAAUGUUUGUGCUACUUUUUUCUACUGACGCACAAUUUUGUCAACUUCUUCAAAGGGUGAUUGUAUGGAUAGAAAUGUUACCAGCACAGCAAAAAAUUAUGUCGAGAACACUGUUCCUUCUUCACAGACACCAGAAGCAGCGGAUUCAUUGGUGACAAAAGUGAAGGAUGCUGGAGAUCAAGUGAUCAUUCAUUGUGAAAAAUUAAGUAAAAGACUGGAUGUUAAAAUGCAAGAUGAGGACAAGAUUGGAAGGAUAAACAAUGAUGGUGCAAACUCAGGCUUAGCUGAUUCCUGUCAAGGAACGGGGACAGCAUCCAAUUUACAAGAAAGUAUCUGUGAAAAGGAAGUGUCAGGUAAUAAGGAUGUAGAUGGUCUGUCUCUAGAGCCAUUUAAAUGCCAAUUUGUUAAGGAGAUGAGCAUUAGUAUGUUGGCAGACGACAGUGUCACUGACCAUAUUAAAAGUACCCCACAUGAAGAGCAUCUUGAUACUUCAAACAAGUGUAUGGAUAAAAAUAAAGCUUUCCAUGAUAUCACAAAUUCAGAUGAUGUAAAAGAAGCAAACUGGGCCAAAAAUAGAAGUUGUAAAGAUGCAAGUCUUACUGAGUGCAUGUUCAGCCAAACCCAAAAGGAGAACAACAGAACAUAUUUCCCACUGGAGACAGGUCUAUCAUUUCUCACACCUGGAGAACAGGGCAAACAUCUAAAUACAAGCAAUUUAUCUAGAGACGGAGAUACUGAUGUCAAAAAAGCAGACCAGGGCCUUUCAUAUAGAAGCGGGGAAACUGAAGAGCAAAAUGUCAUUUGCAGCAAUACUGAAAUUUCAGAACAUGAGGUCACUUUGUGCAGCUCUGCAGUGAGUGAAAAGGGGACAGACAAGCAGAACCUGUGGUCAAGUGGCAAACCUGUAGAGCAAAAUGGUAUGAGUAAAACUGCAAGCCAAAGCAACCCUUGUACAGAAGAGACCAUAGUUGCAGAGCAAAACAGUGUACAAGGCCAGAAUACUUCCAGGAAAGACGUUCUAGAUAUUCAAUCUAUGAGUAUUUAUUUGGAAAAGAAAGCAGAUCUUUCUGAAUCAAAAUGUGAACAGGUUUUUGAAACAAGUGAUAUGUUCUUGCCACAGCCUAAUGAGGAUGUUCACUCUGAGAGCAGCACAAUCUCAGUGCAAGCAGUGAUUUGCAGCGAAGAGACAGGGAGGAAUAAAAAAGAAUCUGAAAUGAAAGCAAGGCCAGCAAAAAGCACCACUGGCUCACCUGACCCAGAAGUUCCAGUUUUACAGACCCAAAAGAAAAAUGGUAGUGAGAGAUUGGUGUCUGAUACAAAACAGUCUGAAUUCAUCAGAUGUGAUUUGGAACCAGCUGAAAUUAGGGAAGUGCUGUCAGAUAUUUCCCAGCAAAAUUUGACUGAGACUGCCAAGGCAGAAACAAACCCAACAGAAAACUCUUCUGCUGACAUCUACAUGGAGGGAAAAGAAGAAAUGGUAACCUGUGAGGACAACAAGAACAAACCUGCCCAUGAGGAAAAUGGCCUCUCCACAGUCAAGGUUAUUCCAGCACCAUUGGUGGUGGAUGAUCCUGGUAGAGAAAUGAAUGCUGGUUCCGAAAUGCAGAAGUCUCUCCUUGCAUUAGGUACAGGUUGCAGCAGAAAUGCACCAAGCGGCCUUGAUACUAUGACCCAAACAUGCUCUCCUUGCACAGAUUCCCUUUCUCUGGAUAUGGAAAUUCUGUCUAACAGUCAGCUACUGGGCAUCUUUGAAUUUCCACCACACAAGGUGAGUUGAUCAUGAAUGACUAGAUUUAGAAAGUGAUAGUUUUACUUCUUCAUAUGACAGUUACUAUUCAACAGAAUCAAUAAGACCUUAACACUCCAGCAAUCCUUAUAAGAUUGUAUUUAUAAAUGCAAGUAUCAGUACCCAUCAUAUGAAUUUAUGAAGGAAUUGGCCUUGCACUACUACCGGUACAUACUUUUAGUGAAUUAGUAGAUUUAUAUCCCACUUCCUUGCCGGAGUCCUUAAAGCAGCUCAUAACUUAACGAAAACCAGUGGAUUCCAAUUUUACUGUAGUUUGAAUAAUUUUUAAUGGUGUUACCGUGCAAAAUAAUUGUAGCAACUGAAGUGCAUCCCAGUAAAAAUAUUUGUGAACCAAUUACAGUAGUAUAUAAAAUGGUCAUUUCCAGAUCUAACAAACCCAUUGUAACUAGUACGGAUUCUGUAGAUUAACUGAAGCUGCAACAAUGGAAGCAGUGGCUCCCAUUCUAGUUCUUUAAAAUAGUUUGUACUUGCCUUUGUGGCUCCUCUGGACUAAAAAACCUGGAUAGAGCUGGGAGGGACUUUGGAGGUCAUCUGGUCCAAUCCUCUACUUAAUGCAAGGUUCGCAAUGGGGGAUGCAACUAUAGGAGGCCUGAUUGAUGGACAUCCCACCUCUGCUUAAAUACCUGCUGUGAAGAAGUGUCCCACAUCUUCCUAGUUAUUCUGCUCUCCUGUCAACUAGCUCUUAUCCUUAGGAGGUUUCUUCCAGUGUUAUGCCAACAUCUGUUUCCUUCUAAUUUCUAUGCAUUCAUUUUAGUUCUGUUUAUGUUAUGUCUCACAAGGAUGUGGGAGGAAAUUCUUCGCUGUGUGCGUGGAGCAGGUGCCGGCCUGUUGCUGAGGGAGGAUGGGGAUAGCGGCAGUAGCAAUGGGGGGGGGGGGAGAAAAGGGGCUUGCCAGCAGAACACACUGUAGAUGAAGAAUGGUGAUCUGUCCCCUUGCCCUCCCCAAAGUAGCUCAGGUUACAAACAAUCUCUGCUUGCUUGCAGGAGGCUUCUCUUAAAAUUAUAUCCAUCACAUCUAGCCAAAAGAAACAAUAAAAAUUAUUUGCAUAAAGUCUAAAAGCUAACUAGUGGAUAUGUCUAUGUAUCAACAUUCUGAAACCUGUGUCUAAUAACCCAAUUAUUACAUUAAUUAUGAACAUUAUUGCUGUAGAUUUCUCCCUACCUGGUUGAGAUUGUGAUUGAACAAGUCCUUCACUGCUGCUUUUUACAUAGAGAACAUACCUGUAUCGCUAAACUGCAUUUCUAUCCCUUCAGACAUCCUUUCUGGAUAAUCCACAUAGCCCUUCCAAGGAUAAAAGUGAUCAGUGUGCUGUAGGAGAACAAAGUGGAAUCAAAACACCAGUCCCAGCCAUUAAUCUGAUCUAUCCAAAUAGUGACAGGUGGGUGGAUUUCCUAGUAGGAGCUUUCUUGGUACUGUAUUUUGCAUUCCAGUUGGUAUUAUUAGGCCUACUUAUGUUGCUUGCAUGAGUGUGUACACACACCUGAAACACCAGAGCUAAUGGAAGUGGAUGAUUUUUAUUUCCAUCUCAAAAGCUUGGGGCAGGCAGUUUUAAGAAAAAGUGCAAUAAAAAAACAUAAUUAAAACCUAUAUUCUACAUAAAUAUUUAAUACGUCAUUUGUUAGCUGUGCUAUUUGUAGGAUGGGAUUGGAAUCCUAGGUCAAGGGUCAGUGACUAUUUGGAGCAAAUAUAAUAUCCUUUGAUGUUUGAAAAGGCAUGACACCUGGAAAACACUCACACUUUUAAUAUAGAAAGAUAUACAGUAUAUUGCUGAUCUCCUGCUUCUGUUUUCCUUCCCCCCCCCCCAAAAAAAACAGGAAUGAGAUGACUGAGGGGAUUUGUGAUCCAUACAAACAAGAAGAUGCAACAGAUGUUGUUUGUGGACUGAUUAAAGAGCUCUCUAAUCUCAAGUAAGAACUUAUUUCUGUACCAUAUCCAAUACUUCAUAAAAAAUGAGGUUCUUGAAGGCCUGAGAUAAUGUGGUCACUGUCAUAGCAUCUACAGCAAUUACAUAGCUCCCACAGGAAUCCUAGUGUAACAUUCUUAGCUUAAAUGUGCCUGAUUUAAAGACAAAAAGACAUGUUUGGCCUAGCAACCACUAUUAGGCAUGGUAGUUAAAUUGAAUGUCUAUGUGUUUUAUACCCCUGCAUGCCAGAUGCUGAGGACAAACACUGAGGAAAAGCUAUUGCCUUUUAUGCCUGUUUGUGAUCUUCCCAGAGGCAUCUGGCCCAGGACUGUUUUAAGGGUUUACUGAAUUGCAAGUCCUAUCACAAUUAGUGGGAUAUAUGCCAGAUCCCAACGACAUCUACUGGGGUGUAAGUCCCACUGAUUUCAGAUAAUUUUAUUUUCAUAUGUGUUUAACCUUUGGGUUAAAAUGACUUUUAGGAAUGCCUUGAAGAUUUUUUAAAUGCCAACAUGGCUAUGCAGGUGCUUCAAACAUUCUGAUUAGCCAGUCAUUUAAGGAUAUUGUUUUGUGCUGUUUUUAAUGUUUUAUGUUUUAUCAUUGUUUACACUGCCUUGAUUUGUUAUAGUGGUAUAUAAAUACUUGUAUAAAUAAAUAAUAAAUCUCCCUCCCCUCCAGAUCUGGAUUUCCUCCCUGCCCACGCUGCUGUGCCCAUGCUGCUGCUAACCCCUCCUAUGGCAAUUGCACCAGAGUAAUGACAGGGGUCAGAUCUGCUGCCUGAGGCAAAAUUUUUUGCCUCAGGCACCAGAUCUGACUUGCUUCAUUAAGUGCCAGCCUUGCUGAGGGCUGACCGGAGGUUGCCUCUUGUGCCUCUUUUGAGUGCUGCUAGGAGCCAUGAGGCAUAUCAGCCACAGCCACAGUGAGGAAGUAGGAGGUAUUUUCCCCUCCCCAGUCACUUUUCCAGCCUGCUACAGCUCUUAGACUGAGAACUGGAGAACAUGGCACAUGAACCCUUUCAGCUACCUUGAAUUAUUUCAGCUCUUUGAUAAAUCAAAUUCCUUGCAUUUGUUCUGGAGCAAAAAAUAUUAAUUGUUGGAACCUGCUUCUUUAGAUAACAGUGACUGAAUUGUUCUGCAAGGGGUUGCAGUCUAUAAUUUUAUUUCUGCAGCUUACUUGAGAAGUGCCUUGCUAACAUGGAACCCACUGUGGUGUGGUUGGGUUGUUUUGUUCUUCCUAGCCGACUUAUCAUGAGUACACACAGAGACCUGGAUUCCUUCAAGAGACUGAAGUUCCGGAGAAACAGACAAUCUGGGAAGCUUGUACCUCAUAGCGUGAGCAAUGUGACAAGCACACUUUGUACAGUCAAAAAGAAGAGAGAGAUUUAGCUAGUGAAUUCUGUUCCUGCUUUGAAAGUUUGCUUUGUUAUGGUUUUCUUUAGCUAUUUCAUUUAGCAGUGGGGUCAUUUAUGCUUAUCUGCAUCAAAAUAGACUGUUAGAUGCAGAAUAAAAUUAAUAAAAUGAGUAUAAUUAGUCAUCUUCACAUCCCACUAACUAUCACAGCAAUGUAAAGGACCAUUAUAAAUAAGAACUGGGUCCAAUGUCUUGGUGCACAAUCCAGUAAGUAAAGUUACCUGUAUAUCAGCUGCGAUCAAUAUCCCUUUCACCACCAUCUCUUAACAAACUCUUAACAUAACUUUCUGGGUGUGAACUCUUGUCCACAAUUGUAAAGAGUUGCCCUAUGUUCAGGCAUGUAUCUAUAGUUCUUCCUCCAUUAGGCCAAAAUAUAUCUUAUGGAAUGCAAAAAUAAAAAUAAAACCUUAAAAGCCAG